Podospora anserina S mat+ is the source of this 306-nucleotide messenger RNA. RefSeq lists its product as uncharacterized. Bases 1 to 306 code for a protein of 101 amino acids. NCBI's taxonomy places the organism in Eukaryota, Fungi, Ascomycota, Sordariomycetes, Sordariales, Podosporaceae. The transcript has 2 exons. The record is from RefSeq and is a predicted model, not a curated record.
AUGCCAUCUGACCCUCAUCCCCAGGGAGGUAACCUCUCCGAUAUGGCCGCCACCGGCACAAAGGUCCCAAAGGACGCCGCAAAGCCCAACGUUGUCCCAUCCAACGCUGGAGAGAACAAGCCUGACAGUCUUGGUUCGGGGAUCUCGGAUAACGCUCUUGGUAGCACAUAUCUUGGGGAGGUUACCAGUGCUGGGGGCGGUCAGCUGCCGGAGGAUAUUGGACAGAAGUACAGCCGGAGUGGUGGGAAGGAUCGGGAGCCUCAUCAUAGCGCGCCGCACGGCGGUAGGAACCUGCCUUCUCACUAG